Molecule: messenger RNA, 3054 nt
Organism: Daldinia loculata
Lineage: Eukaryota; Fungi; Ascomycota; Sordariomycetes; Xylariales; Hypoxylaceae
Product: phosphatases II
Exons: 3
Coding region: 468-2384 (638 amino acids)
Biological process (GO): microtubule cytoskeleton organization; regulation of exit from mitosis; positive regulation of cytokinesis
Cellular component (GO): centrosome; nucleolus; mitotic spindle
Molecular function (GO): protein serine/threonine phosphatase activity; protein tyrosine/serine/threonine phosphatase activity
Source: RefSeq, a predicted model, not a curated record
UUUCUUACCCCAACAUAACAACAAUCAAAUAAUAAUAGAGCGAAACCAUACAAAAACAUCCUUUUCUUGAAAAAAAACCCAUUAAUAAUUUACAUCGUCUACUUCAACUUCAACCUUUCUUCCUUCUUAUCAACUCCUUAACUCUUCUUGCUCGCAUUCACUACUACUUGCUGCCGAUACGCGAUACACAUCAUACAUCAUUGAACUAGUUACCGGUACAUGAACUGUUUGUUUAUCGUAUCCGAAAUUAGAAUCAUUUCUUCACCGAUAUCAUUAGACGGUCCUUCCGCCGACUGAUAUAUUUAUAAUACUGCAGGCCUGCGUUUGUUUAUGCAGAGCCAUUGAAGCUUCCCGUCUUCCCGUCCGAGUCUAUACUUGACGGGGUAAUCAAAGCCAGCUCUUGAGCCGGAAACAACAAAGGAAGUGCAGCAGAAGUAGCAGAAGCAGCGAUAACGUCAGCAUUGAAGAUGCCGCCUUCGAGGAGCUCCCCCUCGGGUCAGGUCAUUGAGUAUAUUCCAGACCGCCUUUACCUAGCAUCCUACAUUCAUCCUCCCACAGCCGACACCGUCUUUCCCUACUCCGAACCCCCAACUCGCUCGCCAAGUAAACGAUCGCAAAGAGCUGUCGACGGGCCUUCGCCUGCAGUGUCUAAGUCGGACCGACAUCCCCCAUACUACUUUACAGUCGAUGACAGCCUCUUAUACAACGCCUUCCACCACGAUUUUGGUCCACUUCACAUCGGUCAUUUGUACCGUUUUGCCCUGCAUUUUCACGAUGUUCUUGGCGCAAAGGAAAACCAGCAUAGACCUAUUGUAUUUUGGAGCCGUGCAGACCCGAGGAGCCGAGCCAACGCCGCUUGUUUACUCGCUUGCUACAUGGUUUUGAUUCAGUCUUGGCCACCUCACUUGGCCCUGGCACCGAUUGCGCAGGUUGAUCCGCCUCUAAUGCCUUUCCGCGACGCUGGUUACAGUCAAGCGGAUUACGGUAUCACUGUGCAAGACAUCGUGUACGGUGUCUGGAAAGCCAAGGAGGAAGGUUGCUGUGUCCUGGACAACUUCGAUCUUGACGAAUACGAAAAGUUUGAACGCGUCGAACAUGGCGAUUUCAACUGGAUCACGCCUCAUUUCCUGGCAUUCGCAUCUCCGCAGCAUAGCCCGGUGGCACGCAUCACCGAGUCGUCAGAAUUAUAUGAUUCUCUUCCCAAGACACUCUCCGCGGUCGAUUCUCACCCAAGCCUCCCUCAGUCAUUCAAGAACGUACUAAGCCACUUUUCUGAGCGCAGCAUUGGCCUAGUUGUUCGACUUAACUCACCUCUAUACUCCCCAUCUUACUUUGAGGCAUUAGGGAUCCAACAUCUCGAUAUGAUUUUUGAAGAUGGUACUUGCCCUCCCUUAAGCACCGUUCGAAAGUUCAUCAAGCUUGCGCACGAGACGAUUACUAUUCGGAAGAAGGGGAUUGCAGUUCACUGUAAAGCUGGUCUUGGAAGAACCGGAUGCUUGAUUGGGGCAUACCUAAUCUACCGCCAUGGAUUCACAGCAAAUGAGGUCAUUUCCUUCAUGCGUUUUAUGCGCCCCGGUAUGGUUGUUGGCCCUCAACAGCAUUGGUUGCACAUCAAUCAAGGAGUUUUCCGCGAGUGGUGGAUCGAGGAGAGACUGGAGAGGAAGUUAAGAAAGGAGCUCGCGGCGGCGAACCAGGCACCCAGCACGCCCAUCCGAGCAAUGCAGAAGGCUACUCUAAGCCGAAGCGCUCAGGCAUCUACACCUCCCAGCAGAAGCCCAUCAAACCGUACGCCUCUCGGCGAAAUGGAUGGUGAAAGGCGUAAUGCGGGUGCGCAAGAGGACUACCUACCGGCCCCGACGCCAGGUCAGCCUCGGAAGACGAGUCGUAUAGACCGACACCAUCCUUACCAGCGCAACUCGGUUCAGCCUUCCCCGGUCGAGGAGGAACGCGAGGGGGCUGAGAAAGAGACGGAGGUCAUCUCCGUCCACAGACGGUCUAACGAUACCGAAUCCGAAGAGGAAUGGCUCCUACGCAUGCGAACCCAUCGCAAGACAUCGCACUCACCAGGCCGCAGUGAAAAGACGAGAUCAGUAAGCCAAAGCACGACAACCACAAUAUAUAAGGUCAUAGACAAUGAUGCAUCUAAUGACGCUGAGAACAUUGGCAGUGCUCGGCCAAAGACCAUUGUGGACCAUGUCACCGGCUCGCCAACGCGGUCGGCGAGCGCCUCGGGCAUAUUGACCAAGGUCAGGAGCAGCAAGCGAACGGCCGAAUCUAGCCGCAGCAAGGAUUCAGCGGGCGUGCGCAAGACGAGCGGUCGGGUUGGUAGUAUCAACGCCAACUCAAAUGUUAGCUCAACGGCACGCAAGGUAUCCGCGAUAUAGGAGACCGAGUCCUUGCUGUUACCGAAUUGAGCGUUAACGUCUGCUUGAUGUUGCGUUUUUAAUGGCAUAUUCGAUGAUAAUUAAACCCCACGGACCAGCUAUUUUCACGAUGAUGACUAUGACGACCAAGUCACGGUUCCCUGCAUAUGCGUUUGGCGUUUGGUAUCGACGAGGUAUAUGAAUUUUCCUCGGCAGAGACGAUGGACCUUACUUCUUCUCCCUCCGCAAGGCCCCCUGGCUGUUAUGCUGGCAUUUCUCACCGGCGAGCUCUCCCACAUUGAAAUGUUUGAAUGACUAGGGCGUUACGGACUUACUAAGGUAUUGGCUUGGAAUGAAUGGACAUGAGCAUUGUUUUUAAUCUGGACUGUCUCACUCGCCAUGUUGCCUAUCUUGACUUCGUAACCGAAGUUAAGUUGGAAAGCGGAUGCGAGCAGAGCAUUGGAGUAAAAGGGGGAGGAUCGAGUUGAAGUAACAUUGCUUUCUGCUGUUUAGAUAAAUGAGUACGUGCAUAUGAUGAAUAUUUUCUUCGUUCAAUUCUGUUUCGUUUCUUCAGGCGGUGAACCGUGCAUGCGAUUUGAACAAGGCUCUGUAUCUCGACCGAGGUCGGCAUGAGAGAUGUGGAUGAAAAUAGAAAGAUGAGCGACAACCCCGGUCCGUUCCCUGUCUAGUU